Messenger RNA from Psylliodes chrysocephalus, 1311 nucleotides. NCBI's taxonomy places the organism in Eukaryota, Metazoa, Arthropoda, Insecta, Coleoptera, Chrysomelidae. The record is from the annotation of a GenBank genome assembly.
CUUGUCGCCGACAAGUAACGGGCAGAGAUGUAGCAAGGUAGAGGAAAUUAAAAGAAGAAGAAUGUUAGGUUAAAUGGUGUCUAGUUUAAAAUUUGUAAACAGCAAGUGGCACGUGUUAUGAAAAUGGUUAAAAAACAAAAAAGAAAACUAGAAGAAGUCAAAGAAAGCAUAGAAAGUACUCCACCAGCAGUACGACAGUCCGACGAACCAUUAGAAACGAAGAGAAAAUGGGUGAACAAACAAAGAGUUCUAAUUUUCGCGGCCAGAGGUAUAAACCACAGGGAUCGACACUUAAUGGAAGAUCUCAAAAAGUUGAUGCCCCAUCACAAGCCGGAAUCCAAAAUGGAACGAUCAAAAACAUUGUCCGUCAUCAACGAAAUGUGCGAAAUAAAAAAUUGUAACAAAGCUGUGAUGUUCGAAGGCCGAAAGAAAAGGGAUCUGUACGUGUGGUUUUCCAACGUUCCCAACGGACCUAGUGUGAAGUUUCUAGUCGAAAAUAUAUAUACGAUGGAAGAACUUAAAUUGACUGGCAACUGUUUGAGGGGCUCUAGACCACUUUUAAGUUUCGAUAAGGUUUUCAAUGAAAAGCCUCAUUAUGCAGUACUAAAAGAAUUAUUCACUCAAAUAUUUGGAGUUCCAAAACAUCAUCCUAAAAGUCAACCUUUCUUCGAUCACGUCUACACUUUCACGGUUCUAGAUAACAGGAUAUGGUUCAGGAAUUUCCAGAUAUUGUCGGAAGAGGGAGCUUUAACUGAAGUCGGACCUAGAUUUGUGUUAAAUCCUGUAAAAAUAUUUUCGAGCAGUUUCGGAGGCGUCGCUUUAUGGGAAAAUCCAAACUACGUCAGUCCCGCAAAAUACAGGUACCAAAUUAAUUUGAAAGCCAAAAAUAAGUAUGUGAAUAGGAUCCAACAAAAGGUGCACGCUGAAGCUACCCGUCCGACUGACAGUUACAAAUUGAAACCUCUGGAUGAUAUAUUCCAAGGUGAUUUAUUGGAAAAAGCGGAGGAACUUGAAAAGCGGGAAUUUGAGGCUAUUGAAGAUGAACCGGAAAUGAAAAAGAGAAAAAUUAGCGAGACUAAUUUGGUUAAAAAAACUAAAAAGUUUAAAAAAAAUCGUAAGGAAAAAGUUAACAUUAAAGAUGGGGUAGUUAAGAAAGGUAUUAAGAAAAAUCUAAAUAGCAGUAAAAAAACGAAACUGUUAAAAGUAAAAGUGAAUGGACUUGGUAAAAAAUCUAAAAAAUCCUUUGAUUAAAAUAAUGUUUUUUUUUACUUUUUAAUGUAUAGAUGUAAAAAUUAAUAAACAGUUAUUUUU